This is a messenger RNA of Balaenoptera acutorostrata (minke whale), 3915 nucleotides long. RefSeq names its product glucose-6-phosphatase catalytic subunit 1 (gene G6PC1). The transcript has 5 exons. Gene Ontology annotation, cellular component: membrane. Gene Ontology annotation, biological process: gluconeogenesis; glucose 6-phosphate metabolic process. NCBI's taxonomy places the organism in Eukaryota, Metazoa, Chordata, Mammalia, Artiodactyla, Balaenopteridae. The record is from RefSeq and is a predicted model, not a curated record. Bases 138 to 1211 code for a protein of 357 amino acids. Gene Ontology annotation, molecular function: glucose-6-phosphatase activity.
AAAGAUCAGGGUUGGGUUGACCUGCAGGCUGGAUACAGAGUGUAUAAAACAGAGGCAAGGCACAGGCUGAUAGCAGAGCAAUCACCACCAAGUCUGAAAUAACUGCAAGGGCACAGCCGAAGGCUUCCUGAGUGAGGAUGGAGGAGGGAAUGAAUGCUCUGCAUGACUUUGGGAUCCAGUCAACGCGCUACCUCCAGGUGAAUUACCAGAACUCCCAGGAUUGGUUCAUCUUGGUGUCCGUGAUUGCAGACCUCAGGAAUGCCUUUUACGUCCUCUUCCCCAUCUGGUUCCAUCUUCGAGAAGCUGUGGGCAUCAAACUCCUCUGGGUAGCUGUGAUUGGAGACUGGCUCAACCUCGUCUUUAAGUGGAUUCUCUUUGGACAGCGCCCAUACUGGUGGGUCCUGGACACCAACUACUACAGCAACACCUCCGUGCCGCUGAUAAAGCAGUUCCCGGUCACCUGUGAGACCGGCCCAGGGAGUCCCUCUGGCCAUGCCAUGGGUACGGCAGGUGUAUACUAUGUGAUGGUCACAUCCACCCUCUCUAUCUUUCGGGGAAAGAAAAAGCCAACCUACGGAUUUCGGUGCUUGAACAUCAUUUUGUGGUUGGGAUUCUGGGCAGUGCAGCUGAACGUCUGUCUUUCACGAAUCUACCUUGCUGCUCAUUUUCCCCAUCAAGUUGUUGCUGGAGUCUUGUCAGGCAUUGCGGUUGCUGAGACUUUCCGCCACAUCCGGAGCAUCUACAACGCCAGUCUCAAGAAAUAUUUUCUCAUUACCUUCUUCCUGUUCAGUUUUGCCAUUGGAUUUUACCUGCUGCUAAAGGGGCUGGGGGUCGACCUCCUGUGGACCCUAGAGAAAGCCAAGCGAAGGUGUGAGCGGCCAGAAUGGGUCCACAUUGACACUACGCCCUUUGCCAGCCUCCUCAAGAACCUGGGGACACUCUUUGGCCUGGGUCUGGCUCUCAACUCCAGCAUGUACAGGGAGAGCUGCAAAGGCAAGCUUAGCAAAUGGUUCCCGUUCCGCCUCAGCUGCAUUGUGGUCUCCCUCGUCCUCCUGCAUCUCUUUGACUCUUUGAAACCCCCAUCCCAAAUCGAGCUGAUCUUCUAUGUCCUGUCCUUCUGCAAGAGUGCGGCAGUGCCCCUGGCGUCUGUCAGUCUCAUCCCCUACUGCCUGGCCCAGGUCCUGGGCCAGCCGAACAAGAAGACUUUGUAAGGGGAUGUGGAGUCUUCAGAAUUUACAAGUCGAUGACUGCACCAAGGAUUGAAGGUGGCUAGGGCCUUCUGCCAGCCCAUUGUGAGGCCAGAGGUACUAUAGAGUCAGCUCAGGCGACACCCCCUUCCCCCUUUGCAAUUCUAAUUGCAUUGGGUGAUGUUUUUUUGAAAAGCUAACAAGGCUAUUUGAGAAAGCCUUAUUGGAGGUUGGGUCGUUCUGGAUUUUUUUCCACAAAGAUAUACUUACUCUUUUGUCCAAUAUACAAAAGCAAGACUUCUUGGGAGGGCCAGCUCAUAACGCCAGGCUGGGGAUCACACUGAAUUUUCCACUCAUGCUCAUCCUUACCCAGAAAAGGAGAAAGGAGCAGUGGAUUUGAUAGGGAAAGAAGGAUUGAUUAAGGAGGAUUUUUAAAUAUCUUGCAUAUCACGCAAAUUGUAUGUCAAACAAUAUCUUAAUGGCUUUGAUUAUAUACGAAUCUUUAGGUAAAGGGUUGUCAACGGUGGGGGACCAACUUAAAGUACAAUGAAUAGGUCCUUAGUGGAGUAAUUCUGCUUCUUGUAUUUUUCUAUUAUAUAUCCAUGGUCAUUGUAUUUACUGGGAUUUCUGAAUGGCUGCAGUGAUCUGGAUAUUGUACUAUGUCAGAAUAUUCAGGCAAAGUCAGCUUGUCCUCCAUAACAUUCGAUCUUUCUCCUUAUUAGCCCAGCUCUGCUUUCCCCAGAAUUUUCCACUGAUUCCACACCCACCCUGCUGGAUCCUCAGAUGCCUAAAAGUGACUCUAUAGUGGUGCUUUUGUAUGUUUCAGUUAAGCUCUGAAAUCUUGGGCAAAAUGGCAAGGAGAGGGCCAGGAUUUCUCUCUCCAGAAGGUCACUCCAAUGUUACUUUUAAUUCCUGGAGGUAAAUAUGACUCCUUUCUCUAUCCCAAGCCAAUCAAGAGUGCAUCAUUGGAGGAAAAGCCAACUCCUCCUCUUUGCCUAUUCUCUAGUCUCAACUGAUUUGCAGAAUAUGUCCUUUAAAAAAAAUGUUGCAACCUAUUUAUUUGAAAGUCCUUGUUUUUUCUACUAAUUAUAUAGCUUACCAUAUAGUAUCGUUCACACCAACCAUCCUGGUCAUAACAUCUUUGCAAAGAGAAAUAUAUACGUGCAGUAUUUUAUUAAAACAUUUUACUUAAGAAUGAAGUCUUGUUGAUUACUAUAUUUUAGAGGCAAUGUGUUCUGAAGGUUCUAAUUCUGGCUUAGCUAAAUUUCUAGCUCUUUCUCUAUUUCCCUAAACAGAUAAUUUGGUUUCUAUAUACUUAUGUUUUCUUUUUGCAAAAGGAAGGUGUUUUGUCUUUGGUUGCCCAGGAGUCCCAGUAGGGCUGCGGAGACUUAUAAAGUGUCUACAGGGGCACAGGUAGAGUCGAGCAUAUCAACAUAGUCACAAUAUCGUAUUCUAGUUGGCCAAGGCUGAACAAUAUUUACCAGACCACAGUGCAGCAUGAGUUGCUCUAUGAAAUCAAACUGUUACCGAGUCCAAGCUCUCUCUGCUUGCUGCACGACAGACCAAUAAAUCGGGAGACGAGGUGCUGAGGCAAGGAAUACAAGUUUAUUUGGAAAGCUGGCAGACAGAGAAGAUGGCAGACUAAUGUCUCCAAAAAAACCAUCUUAUCAGGGUUUGGAUGCCAGUUUCUUUUAUAGAACAGAGGAGGAGGAGAUGAGGAAGUAAAGUAAAAAGGCCAUAAGGUUUGCGAAUGUCCCUUGGAAUGGCCAGCCUUGGGGAGGGGACAUGUUAAUUUCUUCUUUCUUGCUGCCAUCCACAGGUGGACAGGAUCAGGAUGUUUCCCUGAACAAAGGCACUUUGGUUUAACAUUCAAGCAGAGGGGACACGGUUCCCUAAGGCAGGCCACUGUGCAUAGACAGUAACCUUUUAAUGAACAAAAGCAACCGGAAACAAAGGUUAAAAUAAAAGAAACAGAUCCAACAUGGAGUCAGGAUUGGCUCUCUCCUGUUACAAAACUGCAACUUGAGGGCAGACAGGCAAGAUCAUUACCAAACUAAGCAAUCAGGGAAUGUAAGUCAUAGCAGCAGAACAAGACUGAGCAGGGAAUUCCCUGGAGGUCCAGUGGUUAGGACUCUGCACUUGCACUUCAAGGGGCACAGGUUCAAUCCCUGGUCCUGGCCAAAAAAAAAACUGAGCAGACUGUGGAAUCCAGUAACCCAGUGUCAGCAAGGUUUUGGGUUAUAGUUAAAGAAAAUCUGAACAGGGCAAGUGAUAGCACCGAGGGCUGCUCAAGGGAGCUACUGAAAGUAUUUCUGCAGGAUUUAUUUCAUCCUGGGUGCAGGGUCCCACCUCCAGAAUCCUUGACUCAUCGGCAUAUCUCUGGAUCUACUGAGAGUGAGUCUGAUCAUUCGCUUCAGAACUUUGGGAUGUGAAUCUUUAGGGAAAGUUGAGUCCUCCUACGGAAUUUUAUUUCUUCCGGGGUGGUACCAGGCCCCUCCGAGACACUAAUGGUCUCACCAAGAAUGAAGGGAAAUGGUCUUGUUCUGUCUGAAUUGAACCCCACUGCUUGGGCAUGGCCUCCAUCCUGGAUGAUUUAUUUGCCCUCAGGGACCAAGUCCAGGUUCCUUGCAAUAGGAUUCUGGCAGAAAGUAAAUAAUGUCCCUGCCCCCAAGCAGUUGGUGAGGUUAAUAAAGACACAUAAUAAAAGAUGAAAUUUGUGCUUAAUAUA